This is a messenger RNA of Tigriopus californicus, 2159 nucleotides long. Its product is annotated as N(G),N(G)-dimethylarginine dimethylaminohydrolase 1-like. The coding region runs from base 969 to 1793 and encodes 274 amino acids. The record is from RefSeq and is a predicted model, not a curated record. Gene Ontology annotation, biological process: positive regulation of nitric oxide biosynthetic process; arginine metabolic process. Lineage: Eukaryota; Metazoa; Arthropoda; Copepoda; Harpacticoida; Harpacticidae. The transcript has 6 exons. Gene Ontology annotation, molecular function: dimethylargininase activity; amino acid binding.
UUAUUCUAAGAAUUUUGAGUAAUUAACCCAUAAAACACUCAUUAUUUGCAUGAAAAAAUUAUAAUGCUCUAAGAUACAAUCAGUUUGCAUUGGUUGAAGUGGCAUUUGACAAUUGUUCACGAUUGAUUUCCUGUGCUUAUUCCUUUGGUACCCUCAUUUUCCUACGACAUUUCAGCCAAGCAUCAAACCCUAAUGACCAUUUGAUGUUGGUUCCCCGUCCUAUUUUCGUGCCAGGUAGCUAUUAAUCUAAUUGACGCCCAAGCAAUACAAUUUGCCAUUGGCAAUGAUUGCCUAUUGAUUAAAUGGAUUCUCAAGGAUUACGAAACAUUAGCACUCUUAGUUCUCCCAACCUAUCCAACAAGAGGCCAGUUUUGUUACCACUUCUGGACCCCUUGGGUGUUAACUUUUCAAUGUACACACCACAAACCAACCUGACUUACAAUCAUCUCCGAAAUUCAUAAAAAAAUCUCAGGAUUUGUCCUUGUCAAAAGGUGGAACUGGGCAAAUUGGGCCAUUGGGUCCAAAACAAUUGAAAGUAAGUGGUCACAAGCAUUUACAUUGCUCCCGAGGUUGCAUCAAUUGCUCACGAGCAAACCUCAAUGCUGCUUCCUCCCACGCCCGUGGGAAGGAUUUCAAGGGAAUGGAUUACUGCUGAUCUGCUCCUUUCAAGUCCUCACAGAAGUGGGCAGUAGUGAUAGUUACCUCGGCAGCUUCUUAUUCUCUUUUUUUUUGAGUAAAAGUAGGUCCUACUCCCAGUUUUAUGGCAAUUGGCAUUUAGCAAAAGACAGACUGCCAGAAGGGAGGGGUCCUUUUUUGAUGAGGAAUAAGAAUGCUUCCAACACAGGGUUGGGUCAGAUGAUGUUUUUGUUGGUGUGAUUCAUGGCUCAUGUGUAUGUAGGAGCAUUUACAUAGGAAGACAAGACAGAUGAGCAACACCAACAUUGCGCAGAUCUCAAUGUUCCUCUAACAUGGCAUCCACCAAAUUCACACAUGCCAUUGUGUCUCGUGUGCCAGAUAUUUUCUCCAAGCAAGCCAAUUCUUGCUCGACAAUCAACCUCCAGUUAGCCCGCAACCAGCAUUUGGCCUUACUAACAGCCAUCAGAGGGUUGGGAGUGGAUGUGUUGGAGCUUCCACCGGAUGAAAACUCCUUAGAUUCCGUCUACACCCAAGACUUGGCCAUCAUCGUGAAUGGAAUCGCUUUGAUGUGCCGCCCAGGCCCGCAUCGACAAGCUGAGGUGGACAAUGUGAAAGCGGUCCUAAAAAAGGAGUUGCACCAAACAGUGGUGGAACCCACCUCGUCCAAAGCUUUGCUUUCAGGUUCAGAUGUGCUUUUCACGGGUCGGGAGUUUUUCGUGGGGAUAUCACAAUCGACCAACACAGAAGGGGCCGUGGCCGUGGCUGCCACUUGGCCGGAAUACCCCUGCACACCAGUGAAGGUGGAUGGACCAUACCAUUUGAAGACGUUCCUUAACAUGGCUGGUCCUGAAGUGAUAAGUGUGGGGGCAGGGCCGGAAGCGCAGAACAUCUUAAAGCGAAUGGAGCGGGAGGCCACCCAUCGGUAUCAAACCUUGACACUGCCAGAAGAUCGAGCGGCCAACUGUCUCUUCGUAAAUGGAACCCUCAUUCACAAAAGUAAAGACGAGGCCCCCAAAUCCGACCAUGUAUUUUCUGCCAAAAUUGAUUUUCCUCGGAUACCUCUACCCAUCUCCGAGUUUUCCAAGACUCCGUCGCAACGUCCAUUGUCAUCGUUGAUCAUAUUGCUACGAAAAACCAAACACGUCCGCCGCAUCUGAGCAAAAGCCAACCUGCAUAAUACAAAUAAUACUGACUGACCUGAUUUCCAUUCAGGAGAAGACACUUUUCAUGGAUUUAUCCUGUGUCCCGGAAAAGCAAACCCGGUCCUUGAGUCUCGUAGUACAUAGUGAACGCGUUGAAUUCCAAGUUGUGAGAAAACGUUCAGGGCCGGCACUGACGAAUUUCUGGUUUAUAUCUCUUCCAAUCAUCAUCCAUUGUUUUUGCGUAUUUAUGAGAAGAUAUUUGCCCUAUUCUAGUCUAUAUCCUUAUGCAUUCGUUAUGUCUUAGUAGCAAAAAGCCAGCAUUCAUCUCCAAAAUUGUCGUUCUGAAACGAAGAUCUGAAUAAAAACAGAAGUGCCAUCUCA